Messenger RNA from Vavraia culicis subsp. floridensis, 522 nucleotides. RefSeq lists its product as uncharacterized. The coding region runs from base 1 to 444 and encodes 147 amino acids. NCBI's taxonomy places the organism in Eukaryota, Fungi, Microsporidia, Pleistophoridae. The record is from RefSeq and is a predicted model, not a curated record. The transcript has a single exon.
AUGCAAAACUUCGCCAAUUUGGACUGUGACACCGUAGCAAAGGUAUGUAGAAAUACAAACGAAGGUGCAUGCAAAAGAUUUAAUGAUUUUGAUACAAAAGUGAUCAAAAGGAAAUGGUCACAUGAGCUCAUCAGACACAUUAUCACGGAAAAAACACGUUUUUACGAACGGGUUAAGGAGUGCAUGUCGUGUAGGAAGAAGGAUAAGAGUCUAUGUGAAAAGGGAGGAGAGUCUGGCUUGCAUUAUUCGUACGUGCUGACCAUAUUUGGUUUGAUAUUGCUGGUGAUCGGUGUAGUUUUUGUGAUUAGUCUUUAUUUCGUUAACAGCAGAAAAACUGAACGCACGAAAGUGUUGGGAAAGCGGGGUGAUGAUGUUGAGAGAGGAGGAGGUAACAAAAGGAGAGCAAAGAAGAAAGGGCUGUGUAGGCGAUUGGGGCUACUUUGAGGUUACUAACGUGUCAAUGGAUAUGACGCGAGGAACAUGGCGCAUCGCUGGUGGAGGAAUGGUAGUAAAUAAAGGAAC